AUGCACGAGCAGCGCAUCAAGGCCUACCGCUGGGUCGCCUACUCGACGGUCGUCUUCUCGCUGGUCGCGGUCUUCUCGGCCUGCGUCACACUGCCGAUCGCCCACAUGCACGUCCGCCACAUGGAGAGAACCAUGCGCAGGGAGCUCGGUUUCUGCACGAAAACUGCUCGUAGCGCCGGUUACGAGGAUGCCGCGAUAGUCCAAGUAGCUCCCAGUGUGCAAAUCGCUGAAUCAACUGAUCCGGUUAGCGAUCGUUGCGCACUCUGCUGCCUCCCGGGAGCAGCUGGACCGGCUGGUAUGCCAGGUAGCCCCGGUCGCCCGGGAAAGCCAGGAGCACCUGGCAACCCUGGAACUCUACGACACUUACCUCAAGAGCCCUGCGAACCCAUCACUCCUCCACCAUGUAGGCCAUGCCCAGAAGGGCCGCCUGGACUAGCAGGGCCACCAGGACCCGACGGCGAAGCAGGAGCGAAUGGCAAGCCUGGUGUACCUGGGAAGGAUGGAGCUCCUGGACAAGCUGGACCCAAAGGACCGCCUGGACCUAAUGGAAAUCCCGGAGCCCCGGGUGGUAAAGGAGAGCCUGGAGCCAAUGCUGCCUCGGGGCCUCCCAUGCCUGGAGACCCAGGACCAGCAGGUCCACCUGGACCCAAAGGUGAAAAAGGACCCGAAGGGCAGCCUGGCCCUAAAGGGAAACCAGGACCUCCUGGAGAGCGCGGACCUGCUGGACCUGCCGGAGAGCCCGGUGUCUGUCCAAAGUAUUGUGCCAUAGAUGGAGGAAUUUUCUUCGAUGACGGAACUCGUCGCGUAGUGGAUGUCGCCGUUAAACGAGGAAGAGCAUAA
Messenger RNA from Ostertagia ostertagi, 840 nucleotides. NCBI's taxonomy places the organism in Eukaryota, Metazoa, Nematoda, Chromadorea, Rhabditida, Trichostrongylidae. The record is from the annotation of a GenBank genome assembly.